AUGGAAACACCAAGUGUUCGUGUCUUGGUCGUGGGGGAUUCUGGAGUGGGAAAAACUACAUUUUUACGAUCACUUUGUCGGUCCCAGUCACUUACUGUAUCAAAUCAUGAUAAAUCAAGUGUAUGGACCACUGGAUGUGAUAUUCACGUGUUGUUAAAAUCUCUCGGGCCUUUAAAUCGUGAAAUUUUCGUGGAAUUUCUUGAUAUUGGAGGACAUUGUCGAUAUGAACUUAGUCGUCAUGUUUUCUAUCAUGACGUCCAUGGCGUCAUGUUUGUUCAUGAUCUGAGCAAUGUUAAAAGUGGAGAACGUUUACGCAAUUGGAGUCGAGAGUUAAAUAGAAUUCAAAGACUGAAAGGCUGUAUCGUACCUUCGAGUGGAAAUGAAUACGAUUUUCCGACGUUGCACGAAUUACCGAAACUUGUCGUCGGUAACAAAAAAGACUUGCUUUCGAUGAAUUAUCGAACGAAAACGAUGGGACCAAUGGGGUUUGCAGAGUUUCGUACAGUUUCAAGCAUUCAAUCGAGUGUAGAGCCAUUGUCGAUAGAACCGAGUGGUGCUUUUGAUACUUUCCUACAGCAGACACUAGCAUUUGCUAAUCGAGGAGAUGGCAGGAAUAGCUACAGCAACGACAAUUACAACAGUUUGGGACUUCGACAAACGGCGAACAGAAAUGUUGACCGAGAUAAUAAUGGGAGAUCAGAAGUUAGUGAUUGUGGGGUAGCGAUGCCACCGCUAUCGACGGGUUCAGGCAGUACUCGCUCUCGUUGGUGGUAG
Molecule: messenger RNA, 774 nt
Organism: Peronospora farinosa
Lineage: Eukaryota; Oomycota; Peronosporomycetes; Peronosporales; Peronosporaceae
Source: the annotation of a GenBank genome assembly